Messenger RNA from Rhagoletis zephyria (snowberry fruit fly), 691 nucleotides. RefSeq lists its product as uncharacterized. NCBI's taxonomy places the organism in Eukaryota, Metazoa, Arthropoda, Insecta, Diptera, Tephritidae. The record is from RefSeq and is a predicted model, not a curated record.
ACAAUUUUUUCUUCGUUUCUACAGAUUGGUGACAAUACGUUUCCAAAUCUAAUGGCUCUACUUACGUCGUACAAUCCAUCCACUGCUUAUGAUAAAUGUAAACCAAAAUCUGAAGGCGGUCUGAAUAAACCAAUUUGUAAUCUAAUUUGGAAUAAUUUUAAAGAGUACGGCUACAAAACAGCUUAUGCAGAAGACGAACGCUCGAUGAGUACGUUUAAUUAUCUAAAGAAAGGAUUUGUGCAACCGCCAACGGAUUAUUAUUUACGGCCCAUGUUCAUGGCUAUUUCAAAAAAUAUGGUCGUAAAAAAACGAUCAGGCCUAUCAUAUUGUAUCGGUCGCAAGCAUUCUGGCGAAUACGUUUUUGAUUACGCAUUGCAAUUUGCAAACGCUCUACCUGCAGAUCCGCUCUUCGGACUAUUCUGGACAAAUUCAUUUAGUCACAACUCUUUCGAUACGACAGCCACAAUGGAUGUGAAAAUUUUAGAAUAUCUUAAGGAAAUGAAGAGCGCUGGCAUACUGGAGCGUUCAAUUGUGUUAUUUUUUGGUGACCAUGGAAGUCGUUGGGGUCCAUUGCUUGGAUUAAAAUCCGGAUUCUUAGAAGAACGUUUGCCGAUGAUGUUUAUAUCACUGCCAACGUGGUACCGAAACGUACAUCCCGAGUUCGUAGAAGCUUUGCAAAUAAAUCAAAAUC